Molecule: messenger RNA, 1798 nt
Organism: Cucumis melo (muskmelon)
Lineage: Eukaryota; Viridiplantae; Streptophyta; Magnoliopsida; Cucurbitales; Cucurbitaceae
Product: 3-methyl-2-oxobutanoate hydroxymethyltransferase 2, mitochondrial-like
Exons: 7
Coding region: 566-1603 (345 amino acids)
Biological process (GO): pantothenate biosynthetic process
Cellular component (GO): mitochondrion
Molecular function (GO): magnesium ion binding; 3-methyl-2-oxobutanoate hydroxymethyltransferase activity
Source: RefSeq, a predicted model, not a curated record
CCUUGGGAGAAAAACCUACGUUCUCCCUCCCAAACCCACCCCGCCCGUUGCCUCCUCCCCUCAUGCACGCUUCUCAGUCCAUCUCCGGCUACUAGGAGACUGCCAGUCUCUGCUUGAACUCUUCCCGUAACUCGCAUAAACUACAACUACUUCAAUUACCAGCGUCAGCCACUGGAUUGGGACUCGACGGAGACUGCAACUCGACGACCACGACGACUCUGGGCAACGGUGAAGCAUACAAACAUCUCAAGGAUAUCUUUCUCAAGCUUCAACCAUUUGUUUCUGAUUUAGUUUGAAUAACAUUGGUGAUUUAGAGAGGAUCUACCCAUCUGAGCUAUGAAGCGAGGACGAGAGAGUCCCUUUAUAUUGUUUAACGUUCAGCCCCUUUCAAAAUCAAACCUUAAGCAAUCUUCACUUUCCUCUAGUCCUCUCCAGUCUUCAACAUUCGGCCAUCCCCUUUCCUCCGAUAAGACCUGCCGCGCUCGCCCCCGUUUUGGUUACUUGCUGUCUCGGUUUAAAGUAUCUCAAAGAAUAGUGUGUAUUCUUUGCCCCAAUCCUUUUGUGAAUGGCGGUCUUCAAGCUUUUAACCUGGAUUGCAUCUCAAACAAGAACACAAUCCCUCCUCAAAACCCUUCGUUACAUGAGCAAUGUCCCUGAAAACACGGUCUACGGCGGCCCCACCUCCCAAACUCCAAAUCAAAGAGUUACUCUCACCAAUCUUAUACAAAAGUACAAGAAAGGUGAACCCAUCACCAUGGUCACUGCUUACGAUUACCCUUCCGGUGUCCAUUUGGACAUGGCUGGCAUUGAUAUUGCUUUGGUUGGCGAUUCAGCUGCCAUGGUUGUGCACGGCCACAACUCUACGUUGCCAAUUAGUUUGGAUGAAAUGCUUGUUCAUUGUAGGGCUGUGGCUCGUGGGGCUAGGAGGCCUUUUUUGAUUGUUGAUUUGCCCUUUGGUACUUAUGAAUCCAGCCAUGCUGUUGAUACGGCAGUGAAAAUUCUGAAGGAAGGGAGAAUGGAUGCAAUAAAAUUGGAAGGGGGUGCACAUUCUAGAAUAACAGCAGCAAGAGCUAUAGUCGAUGCAGGAAUUGCGGUAAUGGGGCACGUUGGACUUACUCCGCAAGCCAUUAGUGUUCUCGGAGGAUUUAGACCUCAAGGGAAGAAUAUCGCCAGUGCUGUUAAGGUAGUGGAAACUGCAAUCUCUCUACAAGAAGCUGGGUGUUUUGCUGUCGUCCUAGAAUGUGUUCCUCCAGAAGUUGCUGCUGCGGCUACAGUUGCUCUCCGUAUUCCCACCCUGGGCAUUGGAGCAGGGCCUUUCUGUAGUGGACAAGUGCUAGUUUACCAUGAUCUGCUUGGCAUACUUCAACACCCACAUCAUGCUAAGGUGACCCCGAAAUUCUGUAAGCAAUUUGCUCAAAUUGGAGAUGUCAUCAACCAAGCUUUAUCAGAAUAUAGGGAAGAAGUAUCUAAUGGCUCGUUUCCUGGACCGCUCCACAACCCAUAUAAGAUCAGCGACGCUGAUUUGAAUGGUUUCAUGAAAGAGUUGCAAAAUAUGGGAUUGGAUGAGGCAGCAUCAGCAGCUUCUGCUAAAGCCAGUGGAUGAUUAAACUCGGACCAUAUUUAAGUAGUUCGCCUUGGUCUGACCUUUUUCGAGUUUUAGACAAUUGAUGGAGUUUAUAAGGUGAGAUGAUCUAUCUGUUCGUAGAAUCAGUCGCUGAAAAACGCUUCAAACUCUUGUAUAUAAAGAUUGCAAUAACCGUUUUCUUAAUGCAAUCGGUUCCUUCUCAGAUUUCCUCUA